Molecule: messenger RNA, 2192 nt
Organism: Olea europaea var. sylvestris
Lineage: Eukaryota; Viridiplantae; Streptophyta; Magnoliopsida; Lamiales; Oleaceae
Product: IRK-interacting protein
Exons: 2
Coding region: 753-2129 (458 amino acids)
Source: RefSeq, a predicted model, not a curated record
AUCUGGAAAAUUUAUCAUUACAAACCGACGAAAACACAACCUUAAAUGAAAACGAUAGAAUCCUAAUUAAAAAAAAAAAAAGAAAAAAAAAGUCAAAGAUAAAGAUUUAAUUGAACCGUUUUCUUGUACAUUUAUAUCUCAAGGACACAAGUGUAAAGCCAAAAACGUUACUGCUACAAGCUAGUUACAUAAUGAAAUCCAUGGCUAAUUCCAGUUCUUCUUCCUCUUCUAUACCCUCUCUCUCACCCCACCACCCAGCCCAUUUUACCCCUGUAAGUAUUCAAACCUAUACAUACUUUCUUUAUGUUUGUGAAAAUUGUUAUGUUUGAUUUUUUGUUGUUUUUUGUGGGAUUUUUGCAGAUUUAAGAAGGUAAUGAAGAUGAAUAAUUUUCUAAACUAUUACAUAUAUCAUUUAUGUGUGUGUCUGUAGAUAGAUAGAUACAUACACACAAAAUUUGGGUGCCUGUAUGUGAAAAUUGUAUGUUUUUUAUUUGUUGGCUGUUUUUUUGUGGGUUUUUGCAGAUUCAAGAAGGUAAUGAAGAUGAGGUGUUUUAGUAUUCCAAACUUUACAUACAUAUUUAUGUGUGUUUGUUUGUAUAUUUAUGUACACAAAACCUGUGUGUGUUUGAUUUGCUCGUUGUUAUUUUUUUUGGGGUUUUUUCUUUUUCUUUUUUAUUUUGCAGAUAUAAGAAGGCGAUGGAAAUGAUGAAUAUUCCAAACUAUACAUACAUUAUUUAUGUGUGUGUAAACAUAUGCAUAUUGAAGAAGGAAAUGAAGAUGAAGAAAUUUCACAAGGUAGAAGCAGUUUCAGAGCAACAACUCCUAGUGAAUAUAGGCACCAUCCUACGCCGUUGCAUCAACAUAGUUCGGAAAAUCGAGGCAAAGGGUCAUCGAAAACGAGGCCGGAAGGUGAUGAGACUGCCGGAGUUUUGUGCAAUAAGUGCCGGCCAAACAACCGAGAGAAAUUUUCGGUUGUUCCUUUAGAGAAUAAUGGUGUUCAUAAGCUUUCAUUGGCUAGUCCCAAUUGGAUAUUCAAAUCAAUUUUAGCUUCUUUAGGGAAAAAAAGUCCUAAAUCAUCAGAUGGUGGCUCCUCCACUGUGUCUAGGGAGGAGCAGUGGAAGAUCGGGGUGGCUGAGCUUUCGAAUAAGCUGAUUAAGGCCACUAGAAAGAGAGACGAAGCCAUUCUUGAAGCUUCGAAAUUGAAGUAUUCAAUGGCCGAGCUCGAAAAGAAGCUAAGCAAGCUAGAAAUUUACUGCCAUAGCUUGAAAUCUGGGCUUGAAGUGUGUAGCAGCACUAGUAAUGCUUCUCCAUAUCAAAAUCCAAAGAUUUGUUCGUCUUCUCAUUUGAAUUACGAAUGCAUAAAAGUCGGGGAUCAAGAAAAAGUUAUCGAGCAUUUCUUGGUUUCUGUUUCUGAAGCAAGAUCAUCAAUUCGGAUUUUGAGUCGAUCUUUAACGGUUCAGUUAAGACAAAUGGGUGGGAAAGUCUUCGACAGAAUUGCAUUGCUACUUCAACCUUUCGAUAUCAAGAUUUCACUAUCAAGAAAUCCUAGAAGCCUACUAACUUUCUAUCUCGAGGCCUUGUUAAACAGAGCAUUUUUUGAAGAUUUUGAGUCCAUUGGGUUCCAAAAGAGUUCACCAAAUCAAAUCUUGAAUCCGAUCGAUCGUUGUGAAGCAAAUUUCGCGAUGUUCUAUGCUUUACAAGGGUUGACAUGGGAUGAAGUUUUGAACAAAGGAACAAGACAUUUUAGUGAAGAUUUCAGCAAGUUUUGUGAUAGGAAAAUGAGUGAAAUUGUGGCCAUGUUGGGAUGGAACAGAGCUUGGUCUGAGCCACUCUUGCAAGCGUUUUUUGGUGCAUCAAAAUCUGUGUGGCUAGUGCACCUUUUGGCCAACUCGGUGCACCCAAAUCUACCCAUUUUCAGAGUGGACAAAGGGGUUAGAUUUGACUCAGUUUACAUGGAGGAUAUGACUGGAGACAAGGCUAAGAAGUUGGUCCCAACCAUGGUUCGAAUCAUGGUCACACCUGGGUUCUAUGUGUACAACAAUGUGGUCAAGUGCAAGGUGCUUUGUAGGUAUUACAAUAACAUUGAUUUGGAUGUCCAGAAGGGGUUAAUGACUCCAUCGCCAUUGUAACAAAUGCAGCAUAAAGAGUUGUACCUUAGUGCAGGAUGAAAUGUGCAUUGAUCAGAUGCGCUU